AUGGCAGGCUUUCUCAGGGGCGGUGGCUCCGGCAGCGCCGGCUAUGGCAGAGUCAGCGGUGGUGGCGCAGCAGGAAGUAAUCCAUACGGCGACGGUGGCAGCAACCCAUACACAUCAUCCUCCGCAUCGUCUGGUCGAACAGCAGCGGCCGGGUAUGGCGGCGGUGGCGCCGGCUACGGGGCUGGUGGAGCGGGCUUCUCAUCCGGCGGUGCUGGAGGUGCAUCUCGGCCCAGUGCAGGCGCGGGCUAUCGCAGUGGUGGUGCGGGCUUCUCUGGCGGAGCGGGCGGUGCUGGCUAUGGAUCGGAAAAGGCGCCAUCUCAACGCGCCCCUCGCGACGGCCACCUCAUCGUCAAGUGUCCGGAACCGUUCAUCCAGUCGAAUUGCAUCGUCACCAAUGGCCAGGAAUGGGGCUCCACGCACUACGUACUCGUCAACGGCAUGAAUGUCUUCACCGCCCAAGCCGAUACCACAGGCACCAUCCAACAGGGCACGCUCGGCACCGCGCUCCUGCAACGGCAGUGGGCAGGCCUCUCCUUUCCGGGUGACGUGGUACAGGCCGAGAGCUACGAUCCGUUUGCUUUCGGCAACAGCGUCUACCUCGGCAGCAUCGAUAUCGAGGUCGCCUACCUGAGCAAAGGCGAGGUCGCACCGCAAGCCUACGACACCGACGAGAUGGCCAAGAGGUUCACGCGCGCAUUCGAGAAUCACAUCUUUACCGUAGGCCAGCUGCUCGUGUUCGAGUUCAAAGGAAUGAACAUGAAGGCGGUUGUCAAAGGCGUCGACGUCGUGGAACUGCACGAGAUCCAGGGAGGCGGCAAAGCGGCCCCGCCCGGUGGCCACGGCGCACCCCACCAGAGUCGAUCCGACCGCGGUAUCUUGAUCGCUCAGACCCAGGUCAACUUCUCCGCAACGCAGAAUGGCGGUAUCAAGCUCAAAGCAUCCGGCAAUCGUCCACCUCCUAACGCGAUCUUGCAGCCCAACUUCAAGUUCGAGGACAUGGGUGUCGGUGGCCUCGACAGAGAGUUUGCCAACAUCUUUCGACGAGCAUUCGCAUCACGCAUCUUCCCGCCUGCGCUGGUCGAGAAGCUCGGCAUCCAGCACGUCAAAGGCAUGGUGCUCUACGGUCCUCCCGGUACGGGUAAGACGCUACUGGCGCGUCAGAUCGGAAAGAUGCUCAACGCCCGCGAGCCCAAGAUCGUCAACGGUCCCGAAGUGUUCAACAAGUACGUCGGUGGCAGUGAAGAGAACGUGCGCAAGCUGUUUGCGGAUGCCGAAGCAGAGCAAAAAGCAAAGGGAGACGAGUCGCAGCUGCACAUUAUCAUCCUCGACGAGCUGGAUGCGAUGGUCAGGCAGCGUGGUUCCGGUGGAGCUGGCGCCACGUCGGCAGGUGACAAUGUCGUCAACACGCUUCUCGCCAAGCUUGAUGGUGUGGAGCAGCUCAACAACAUUCUGGUCAUCGGUAUGACGAACCGACUCGACAUGAUUGACGAAGCGCUUCUGCGUCCUGGUCGCCUUGAAGUGCACGUCGAGGUCAGCUUGCCAGACGAGUUCGGUCGCCGCCAAAUCCUCAACAUUCACACGAGCAAGAUGCGCACCAACGGGGUCAUGGACAGCGACGUCAACAUCGACGAGCUUGCCUCGCUCACCAAGAACUUUUCAGGUGCCGAGAUUGCCGGUCUCAUCAAGUCGGCCACCUCGUUCGCAUUUAACCGCCAUGUCAAGGUCGGAACAAUGGCCGGCAUCUCGAACGAUGUCGAGAACAUGAAGGUGCAGCACCAGGACUUUUUGAACGCGUUGGAAGAAGUCAAGCCGGCAUUCGGUGUCGCCGAAGAAGAGCUUUCGCAGGUGGUGCAGAACGGCAUCAUGCACUUUGCCCCGCACAUCGACGUCAUCCUUCGCGACGGUCACCUUCGCGUCGAGCAAGUGCGUACGUCGCAACGAACACCGCUCGUAACCGUCUUGCUUCACGGUCCCCCCGGUUCGGGCAAGACCGCGCUUGCGGCUACCAUCGCCAUCGCAUCGGACUAUCCCUUCAUCAAGCUCAUCUCGCCUGAGAGCAUGAUCGGCAUGGGAGACGCGCAAAAGAUUAAUUACCUCAACAAGGUGUUCAACGACGCCUACAAGUCGCCCUUGUCGAUCAUCGUCAUCGACAACAUCGAAAAGAUCGUCGAAUGGGUGCGCAUCGGCCCACGCUUCUCCAACUCGGUGCUUCAGGCUCUGGCGGUUCUGUUGGGCAAGCGUCCGCCCAAAGACAAGCGACUGUUGGUGCUCGCGACGACAUCAAACAGGACCAUGCUGCACGAGAUGGAGAUGCUCAACGCGUUCAUUGCCGAGAUCCGCGUGCCCAACAUCACUUCGCUCAGAAGCGUCGACCACGUCGUGCGACAGAUGCAGCUGUUUGACAAUGAGAACGACACGCAAAGGUGCCAGCAGCUGUUGACUCAGGCUGGGUUGGGCGAGGAGGGUCGACUCAACAUUGGCAUCAAGAAGUUGUUGUCCGAGAUUGAGAUGGCCAGGCUCGACAAUGACCCUGCGGAUCGACUCGCUUCGAGUUUGUCGAGCGUGCAGAGCACCGCCAUUGACGUGGACAUUGAUGUCGGGCUCAACUAG
Messenger RNA from Pseudozyma hubeiensis SY62, 2610 nucleotides. RefSeq lists its product as hypothetical. Gene Ontology annotation, biological process: SNARE complex disassembly; intra-Golgi vesicle-mediated transport; Golgi to plasma membrane protein transport. Bases 1 to 2610 code for a protein of 869 amino acids. The record is from RefSeq and is a predicted model, not a curated record. NCBI's taxonomy places the organism in Eukaryota, Fungi, Basidiomycota, Ustilaginomycetes, Ustilaginales, Ustilaginaceae. The transcript has a single exon. Gene Ontology annotation, molecular function: ATP hydrolysis activity; ATP binding. Gene Ontology annotation, cellular component: Golgi stack.